UUAGGGUCCAGGGAGAUCAGAAAAUAACUGAAUGCAGGGUCCGGGGAGACCAGAUAUAGUGAAUUUGGGGGUCCGUGGAGAGAUGGAUAUAGUGAAUGCAGGGUCCGGGGAGACCAGAUAUAGUGAAUGCAGGGUCUGGGGAGACCAAAAUAUCGUGAAUGCAGGGUAUCUGGGGAGACCAAGAUAUAGUGAAUGCAGGGAUCCAGGGGAGAGCAGAUAUUAGUGAAUGCAGGGCCUGGGGAGGAACGGAUAUAGUGAUUGUAGGGUCCGUGGAGAGUGGAUAUAGUGAAUGCAGGGUCCGGGGAGAGCAGAUAU
Messenger RNA from Staurois parvus, 315 nucleotides. Lineage: Eukaryota; Metazoa; Chordata; Amphibia; Anura; Ranidae. The record is from the annotation of a GenBank genome assembly.